Messenger RNA from Sphaerodactylus townsendi, 1759 nucleotides. RefSeq names its product biogenesis of lysosomal organelles complex 1 subunit 6 (gene BLOC1S6). The record is from RefSeq and is a predicted model, not a curated record. Gene Ontology annotation, cellular component: extrinsic component of membrane; BLOC-1 complex; transport vesicle. The coding region runs from base 150 to 659 and encodes 169 amino acids. The transcript has 5 exons. Gene Ontology annotation, biological process: intracellular transport. Lineage: Eukaryota; Metazoa; Chordata; Lepidosauria; Squamata; Sphaerodactylidae.
GCCUCCACCGGAAGGCCUACUCUUGCGACCGUUGGAGGCCUGAUUUUUCCCACACUAGGGGGUCCUGGAGACGACGGAAUAAGGGCCUGCGGGGCUUCCCGCGCGGUGUCCCCGCUGGGGGCGGCUGCUCUACCCGUGGGCGACGAGCGAUGAGCCUGGGCGAGCCGCUGGGCGCGAAGGCGGGAGCGGCAGCCGGAACCGCCGGAGACCUCGCGCUGGAUUCAAACAGUCAUUCUCCCGAUGAAGGAUUAAUUGAAGACUUUGCAAUUGUAGAUGAAAAAGCCGUUGAACAACUAACUGAAGGGCUGAUUUCUCACUAUUUACCUGAUCUACAGCGAUCCAAGCUAGCUUUGAGAGAGCUUACACAGAACCAAGAAGUAUUACUAGAAACCCUACAGCAAGAAAUCUCAAAGUUUAAAGAAUGUAGUUCUGUCCUUGAUAUCAACAUGCUGUUUUCAGAAGCAAAGUACUAUCACAACAAGCUGGUGAAUGUCAGGAAAGAGAUGAUGAUGCUCCACGACAAAACGUCAAAGUUAAAAAAAAGAGCUCUCAGGCUCCAGCAAAAGAGGCAGAAGGAAGAGCUGGAACGAGAGCAGCAACGGGAGAAAGAGCUCGAGCGAGAGAAGCAGUUAACAGCCAAGCCGGCGAGAAGAACAUGAAAGCGGGAUGUGCGUCAUCGGCUUGUUGAACCAAUUAGAACAUUCUCUGGGCUUGCCGGUAGUCCCUCCCCACUCGUGGCCUGAAAUUCGAACUUGCCGAGAAGCCUAUUUGUACAUCAUUCUUAUUUCCAGGUUGCUCUUUCUAAGAAGUACGCUAGGGACAGCGACACUCCCGCAAUUCAAAGAUGUCGUCUUUCUAGCACUGUGCAGCCCAGCGUUGCAGCGUCAAGUGUUCUCUUUUUGUUUUGUCUGCUAAUUUUGCGGAGAGGGGGUUGGAGAGAAACAAAAUACAAUAUCUUGUGCGGCUCAGGGUGGCUUCCUGUCUGGAAUGAAUGGUGGAAUGUAUUUUCUUGGAAGUUGAGCUCUACCUCAUUGACCUGCUGUUCUCUAGGGUGGUUCAUUUAAUCCACAUCCAACUUCUUGGGUUGUCUUUAUCAUUGAUCCUGCCUUGCCCUGUUACCAGUGGAACAGUGGCUGAUUAUGUACGAAGUCUUUUUGUCAGCUUUCGGUUCUUAUCCUAUGAAUCCAUUCCAGACGGGCAAAAGUGUUGAGGUCCACAUUGGCCAACUUUGCAAAAGUUUGUCGGAAGCCGGGUAUUGUCACAGCAAGUUGGUGACUCUGUAACUUGAAGGGAUGUAACUGUGAAGGCGUUGCUUUGGCACUUAAAAUGUAGUUGGCUGGGACAGGAAAUUGGUGACAUGUUUAAAAACCAUUGAAAUGGCUGAGAACAGAACACCGUGCCCCGUGCAGUUCACAUAGUAAGCCCAGUGUUUCCUAGGGAAAACACUUGAAGCGUGGACAUCUGUGUAGAAGCUCCUGGGUUCAUGCAGGUGAGGUUCUCACAUGCAACCUUCCAAGUGCUUAAAGAUGUGUGUACAUCCUUGCUUUGUGCAUUUACUGCAGGAAACUGGUGUGCAUACGGCAGCUGAAUUUCCCACAAAGUCAGCAGGCUGCUUGCAGAUUGUACCCAUCAGGUAUUCCUAGCCUUCACAGAAAUAUGCCUGACCAAGUAAUAGUAAAGGCAUGAGUUAAUGGUCCAUGUAUGCAGCCAGUACGCUUUGUAAGCAUGCCUAGAAAAUUAAAAGGAGAUUGUUCAAAUA